AUGUCAAAUCGCAACCUUGGGUUCGACGUCAACCCUGGCGGCACACGACUCGUUAUCGGCCAGCUCGUCUUCUUGUUCUUUGCAUGGAUAGUGUGCAGCAUGCGCGCCUACGUCAAGCUAUUGAUGACAAGGAAUGUGCUAAUUGAUGACUGGCUAAUGCUAGUCGGCUUGCUAGUAUACACUGCGUACGCCAUCAUUGCUGUAUGUGGAGUAGCUAUGGGAGGAACGGGUAAACACACAAGCGAACUGACGCUGGACGGCGUCGCCAUCGCGUUACGAGGAUGGUAUCUCUGCGAGGUUCUAUACGCACCGCUCUCGGGCAUCAUUCGCACCUCCAUUGCAAUUUUUCUACUGCGGUUGGUCGUGAAGCCGUGGCACAUAUGGGUAAUCCGAGUCAACCUGGGCAUCAUAUGGGUAACUUCUUUGGUUUACUUCUUCCUUAUGACUUUUCAAUGUGUGCCGCCCUCCUAUUUCUGGGAAGGACCAUCCCGCCAAGCUGGGUCAGCGGGUACGUGUAUGGAUAACAACGUUGUGCCUAUCGCCACGAUAGUUCACAGUGCCGUUAGUGCCGUAUCGGAUUGGAUGCUAGGCUUGUUGCCGAUAGCGAUGCUUUGGAACGUGAGCAUCAACCGUCGAACCAAAGUCAGCAUUGCCAUUCUCCUGAGUAUGGGACUUGUCGCCGGGUUAGCUCUGAUGGUCCGCAUAGUCUAUGUCAAGAAGAUUGUAAUUUCUGCCGACUUUCUCUACGCGACUAUAGACCUCGCUGUGUGGUCGGUGAUUGAACCAUCGCUAGGGAUCAUGGCAGGAUGUAUUGCAACCAUCAGGCCCCUAUUCAAGCGCGCCGGGUUUGGAUCCACGGGCAGCAGACGAUACGGGUCGGUGGGUCAGAGCUCGCGCUUGAAGCGAUGGUAUAUCACGCGUCAUGUUCGAAAAUCCGAAGCCCACCCCAACCAAGUACUUCCACGCUCGGCCGACUCAGAUGUGGAGCUCCAACCCAACAGAGCUUCUGUGGAAUAUGGUGCAGCGCACUUACAGGGGCUGAGCUGGGAUGUUGAGGGUGGAGGCCAUGAAGCUGCUGAAGUAGCUGAUGGGGUUAACGUCAGGACAACAAUCGAGGUUGCCUCAUCUACGAGGAGCAGAGAAGGACCAUUGGCCAGUGAAGGCUGA
Molecule: messenger RNA, 1167 nt
Organism: Neoarthrinium moseri
Lineage: Eukaryota; Fungi; Ascomycota; Sordariomycetes; Amphisphaeriales; Apiosporaceae
Exons: 3
Coding region: 1-1167 (388 amino acids)
Source: RefSeq, a predicted model, not a curated record